Pan troglodytes (chimpanzee) is the source of this 4076-nucleotide messenger RNA. RefSeq names its product CD28 molecule (gene CD28). The record is from RefSeq and is a predicted model, not a curated record. The coding region runs from base 151 to 813 and encodes 220 amino acids. Gene Ontology annotation, cellular component: external side of plasma membrane; membrane. The transcript is spliced from 4 exons. NCBI's taxonomy places the organism in Eukaryota, Metazoa, Chordata, Mammalia, Primates, Hominidae. Gene Ontology annotation, biological process: immune response; T cell activation; T cell receptor signaling pathway.
GAUCAUGUGCCCUAAGGGGAUGGUGGCGGUGGUGGUGGCCGUGGAUGACGGAGACUCUCAGGCCUUGGCAGGUGCGUCUUUCAGUUCCCCUCACACUUCGGGUUCCUCGGGGAGGAGGGGCUGGAACCCUAGCCCAUCGUCAGGACAAAGAUGCUCAGGCUGCUCUUGGCUCUCAACUUAUUCCCUUCAAUUCAAGUAACAGGAAACAAGAUUUUGGUGAAGCAGUCGCCCAUGCUUGUAGCAUACGACAAUGCGGUCAACCUUAGCUGCAAGUAUUCCUACAAUCUCUUCUCAAGGGAGUUCCGGGCAUCCCUUCACAAAGGACUGGAUAGUGCUGUGGAAGUCUGUGUUGUAUAUGGGAAUUACUCCCAGCAGCUUCAGGUUUACUCAAAAACGGGGUUCAACUGUGAUGGGAAAUUGGGAAAUGAAUCAGUGACAUUCUACCUCCAGAAUUUGUAUGUUAACCAAACAGAUAUUUACUUCUGCAAAAUUGAAGUUAUGUAUCCUCCUCCUUACCUAGACAAUGAGAAGAGCAAUGGAACCAUUAUCCAUGUGAAAGGGAAACACCUUUGUCCAAGUCCCCUAUUUCCCGGACCUUCUAAGCCCUUUUGGGUGCUGGUGGUGGUUGGUGGAGUCCUGGCUUGCUAUAGCUUGCUAGUAACAGUGGCCUUUAUUAUUUUCUGGGUGAGGAGUAAGAGGAGCAGGCUCCUGCACAGUGACUACAUGAACAUGACUCCCCGCCGCCCCGGGCCCACCCGCAAGCAUUACCAGCCCUAUGCCCCACCACGCGACUUCGCAGCCUAUCGCUCCUGACACGGACGCCUAUCCAGAAGCCAGCCGGCUGGCAGCCCCCAUCUGCUCAAUAUCACUGCUCUGGAUAGGAAAUGACCGCCAUCUCCAGCCGGCCACCUCAGGCCCCUGUUGGGCCACCAAUGCCAAUUUUUCUCGAGUGACUGGACCAAAUAUCAAGAUCAUUUUGAGACUCUGAAAUGAAGUAAAAGAGAUUUCCUGUGACAGGCCAAGUCUUACAGUGCCAUGGCCCACAUUCCAACUUACCAUGUACUUAGUGACUUGACUGAGAAGUUAGGGUAGAAAACAAAAAGGGAGUGGAUUCUGGGAGCCUCUUUCCUUUCUCACUCACCUGCACAUCUCAGUCAAGCAAAGUGUGGUAUCCACAGACAUUUUAGUUGCAGAAGAAAGGCUAGGAAAUCAUUCCUUUUGGUUAAAUGGGUGUUUAAUCUUUUGGUUAGUGGGUUAAACGGGGUAAGUUAGACUAGGGGGAGGGAUAGGAAGACAUAUUUAAAAACCAUUAAAACACUGUCUCCCACUCAUGAAAUGAGCCACGUAGUUCCUAUUUAAUGCUGUUUUCCUUUAGUUUAGAAAUACGUAGACAUUGUCUUUUAUGAAUUCUGAUCAUAUUUAGUCAUUUUGACCAAAUGAGGGAUUUGGUCAAAUGAGGGAUUCCCUCAAAGCAAUAUCAGGUAAACCAAGUUGCUUUCCUCACUCCCUGUCAUGAGACUUCAGUGUUAAUGUUCACAAUAUACUUUCGAAAGAAUAAAAUAGUUCUCCUACAUGAAGAAAGAAUAUGUCAGGAAAUAAGGUCACUUUAUGUCAAAAUUAUUUGAGUACUAUGGGACCUGGCGCAGUGGCUCAUGCUUGUAAUCCCAGCACUUUGGGAGGCCGAGGUGGGCAGAUCACUUGAGGUCAGGACCAGCCUGGUCAAGAUGGUGAAACUCCGUCUGUACUAAAAAUACAAAAUUUAGCUUGGCCUGGUGGCAGGCACCUGUAAUCCCAGCUGCCCAGGAGGCUGAGGCAUGAGAAUCACUUGAACCUGGCAGGCGGAGGUUGCAGUGAGCCGAGAUAGUGCCACAGCUCUCCAGCCUGGGCGACAGAGUGAGACUCCAUCUCAAACAACAACAACAACAACAACAACAACAACAACAACAACAACAACAAACCACAAAAUUAUUUGAGUACUAUGAAGGAUUAUUUGUCUAACAGUUCAUUCCAAUCAGACCAGGUAGGAGGAGCUUUCCUGUUUCAUAAGUUUCAGGGUUGCACAGUUGGUCUCUUUAAUGUCGGUGUGGAGAUCCAAAGUGGGUUGUGGAAAGAGCGUCCAUAGGAGAAGUGAGAAUACUGUGAAAAAGGGAUGUUAGCAUUCAUUAGAGUAUGAGGAUGAGUCCCAAGAAGGUUCUUUGGAAGGAGGACGAAUAGAAUGGAGUAAUGAAAUUCUUGCCAUGUGCUGAGGAGAUAGCCAGCAUUAGGUGACAAUCUUCCAGAAGGUGUCAGGCAGAAGGUGCCCUGGUGAGAGCUCCUUUACAGGGACUUUAUGUGGUUUAGGGCUCAGAGCUCCAAAACUCUGGGCUCAGCUGCUCCUAUACCUUGGAGGUCCAUUCACAUGGGAAAGUAUUUUGGAAUGUGUCUUUUGAAGAGAGCAUCAGAGUUCUUAAGGGGCUGGGUAAGGCCUGACCCUGAAAUGACCAUGGAUAUUUUUCUACCUACAGUUUGAGUCAACUAGAAUAUGCCUGGGGACCUUGAAGAAUGGCCCUUCAGUGGCCCUCACCAUUUGUUCAUGCUUCAGUUAAUUCAGGUGUUGAAGGAGCUUAGGUUUUUUUUUGUUUGUUUUGUUUUGUUUUUUUUUUUUUGAGACGGAGUCUCGCUCUGUCGCCCAGGCUGGAGUGCAGUGGCGCGAUCUCGGCUCACUGCAAGCUCCGCCUCCCGGGUUCACGCCAUUCUCCUGCCUCAGCCUCCCGAGUAGCUGGGACUACAGGCGCCCGCUACCACGCCCGGCUAAUUUUUUGUAUUUUUAGUAGAGACGGGGUUUCACCGUGUUAGCCAGGAUGGUCUCGAUCUCCUGACCUCGUGAUCCGCCCGCCUCGGCCUCCCAAAGUGCUGGGAUUACAGGCGUGAGCCACCGCGCCCGGCCAGGAGCUUAGGUUUUAGAGGCACGUAGACUUGGUUCAAGUCUCGUUAGUAGUUGAAUAGCCUCAGGCAAGUCACUGCCCACCUAAGAUGAUGGUUCUUCAACUAUAAAAUGGAGAUAAUGGUUACAAAUGUCUCUUCCUAUAGUAUAAUCUCCAUAAGGGCAUGGCCCAAGUCUGUCUUUGUCUCUGCCUAUCCCUGACAUUUAGUAGCAUGCCCGACAUACAAUGUUAGCUAUUGGUAUUGUUGCCAUAUAGAUAAAUUAUGUAUAAAAAUUAAACUGGGCAAUAGCCUAAGAAGGGGGGAAUAUUGUAACACAAAUUUAAACCCACUACGCAGGGAUGAGGUGCUAUAAUAUGAGGACCUUUUAACUUCCAUCAUUUUCCUGUUUCUUGAAAUAGUUUAUCUUGUAAUGAAAUAUAGGGCACCUCCCACUUUUAUGUAUAGAAAGAGGUCUUUUAAUUUUUUUUAAUGUGAGAAGGAAGGGAGGAGUAGGAAUCUUGAGAUUCCAGAUCGAAAAUACUGUACUUUGGUUGAUUUUUAAGUGGGCUUCCAUUCCAUGAAUUUAAUCAGUCCCAAGAAGAUCAAACUCAGCAAUACUUGGGUGCUGAAGAACUGUUGGAUUUACCCUGGCACGUGUGCCACUUGCCAGCUUCUUGGGCACACAGAGUUCUUCAAUCCAAGUUAUCAGAUUGUAUUUGAAAAUGACAGAGCUGGAGAGUUUUUUGAAAUGGUAGUGGCAAAUAAAUAAAUACUUUUUUUUUAAAUGGAAAGACUUGAUCUAUGGUAAUAAAUGAUUUUGUUUUCUGACUGGAAAAAUAGGCCUACUAAAGAUGAAUCACACUUGAGAUGUUUCUUACUCACUCUGCACAGAAACAAAGAAGAAAUGUUAUAUAGGGAAGUCCGUUUUCACUAUUAGUAUGAACCAAGAAAUGGUUCAAAAACAGUGGUAGGAACAAUGCUUUCAUAGUUUCAGAUAUGGUAGUUAUGAAGAAAACAAUGUCAUUUGCUGCUAUUAUUGUAAGAGUCUUAUAAUUAAUGGUACUCCUAUAAUUUUUGAUUGUGAGCUCACCUAUUUGGGUUAAGCAUGCCAAUUUAAAGAGACCAAGUGUACAUUAUGUUCUAUAUAUUCAGUGAUAAAAUUACUAAACUAC